AUGUCUACAGGGGACGGCCACGUCACCACGACUCCCGGUACCCCCAGCAUGGUACAAGAGCCCACUUCCGUGACCGCUGUUAGCGUUAAACUUCCACCGUUUUGGGACCGGAACCCAGCCACCUGGUUUAUUCAGGCCGAGGCCCAAUUUCAUCUGUCCGGCAUCACAGCCCAGACCACGAAAUUCUAUUACGUCAUCGCAGCGCUCUCUCCAUCCGCCGCCGACGAGGUCUAUGAUGUCAUCGCUUCACCACCUGUGGAUUGCCCGUACGACAAGCUGAAGUCCGCACUUCUCAAGCGAACGACCUGCUCCGACCGCGCACGUCUUCAGCAGCUUCUGUCUGCGGAGGAGCUCGGGGACAGACGCCCCACGCAGCUGUUACGGCGCAUGAAACAAUUGCUCGGUGACGGAGCUGCUUCCACAAGCGACAGCUUCCUGAGAGAACUCUUUCUGCAAAGACUUCCAAGAAAUGUGCAGAUGGUCCUAGCCACUACGACAAACCUUUCAACGGACGAACUCGCCACCCUCGCCGAUGCUGUAAUGGAGGUUGCUAUUCCAUCACCCUCCGUAAUGCAUGUGGAGACACCACACCCUCCUUUCCCAGAGCCCACACCUUCGGCCGUUUCGCAAGUGUCUACCCCCGCACCAACGCAAGACACCUCUCAGCACAUGGCCGCCAUUGACGCAGCAGGUGAACAACCUAACCCACCUUGUCGCGACACUGGCAGCGCGGAGCCGUUCGCCAAGCCCCCGGCGCUUCCGCCGACGAUCGCUCACCCCUCGCGGCCGGCGCAGCCCAAACCCUCGGUCCAACGGCAUGUGCUGGUACCACCAGUGGUUUGGCGCCGAGGCCCGGCACUGUUUCCAACCCUGCUCGUGGUCGGGAAACGCCCCACCCAGUCACUAAUGGCGACAAGUGCAUCGGGUCAACUCGAAAGUCGCCUUUUCUACGUUGUAGACCCGUGUGUCAGGCAGACGCUUUCUCAUAGAUACCGGUGCCGAUGUCAGCGUUAUGCCCGCUAG
Messenger RNA from Ornithodoros turicata, 1023 nucleotides. Its product is annotated as proline-rich protein 36-like. The record is from RefSeq and is a predicted model, not a curated record. Lineage: Eukaryota; Metazoa; Arthropoda; Arachnida; Ixodida; Argasidae. Bases 1 to 1023 code for a protein of 340 amino acids. The transcript has a single exon.